AUGUGGUACCCAAAUAAUCUUUACACAGAAGCGGCUCGAGCGCUUGUCCAAAGAUACAAGGGACUGAAAGAUGCGUCUGUGACUGGCUACAAUACCUGGCGGGCGAGUCUCCGCUACCGGGGGAAGAACAUUAGAAGAAAGAUGAUGAGUGGGGACCCUGAGGUCGACAGGGCGAGGGAACAGGCCCGUCAACAGAAAGAGAGCAAGGCGCUUGAAAGGAGCGAAUCAGAAACACAAAGCACCAGCCAGCCACUGCGAGCAGCCCCACCCACCGCCGGUAGACCUGUAAAAAAGUCAUACUUUGGGGUGCGCGAAGAUGAAAUAUCCGUGAAUGGCCACAUUGCUUUCAUGGUAACGGAAACCAGGAAAACUCUCUGGGACAAUGGAAAAGUUCGAGAUGCAAUGGACAGGACAUUUGAAGCGAGAAGAUGUUGGAUGACAGGUGGAAAAGAAGUGUCUGCAAUAGUUGAACGCUUCCCGGCAUUGAGGAAAUACGAAGAGAUCCUCAACGAAUUCGAGCGGCGGAGUGACAAGAGAGCCUACGAAGGCCUCACGGCAUUUUUACAUCAGAAGUCAGAGAAGAUCCUCAAGCUGCUCAUGGAGAGGAUGAGCACACGGAAAGACUCCACGCGGUUGAUGAAACUUGCGGAGCGGGAAACCGCAGAGGAGAAAGACCACUUUCUAGCCGUUGCAGCGCUCUCUCUUUUCCCGCGGCUUGUUCGGGAGCAGAGCGACUCCUUUCUGAAGAAGCUAGUUCCAGGAGAAAGGUACUCCUAUCCCACGGUUCUGUUCUCGGGAGAGGACGCCUUCACCUCUGCUGCUGUCCGAGUCGAGGCGGAAGAGCUCUGGGUGGACGUCGGCGACGUGAUUCACGGAGUCAGCCUCAUGAUCGCCAUGUACUGGGCGUUUGACAUCCAGUACGCCACGGGGAUCAAGUCGACCUUAGCUCUCUUUGAGCGUGCUAUUGGCGUCAAAGAAACGCCGCUGGGAAUGGUUGGUGUGAAGCUCCUUGGAAGGCUCUAACGCUCUAAAAAAAAAAAAACCGGUCCGUGUGCAUUCCCGCACAACACCUCGGAGGGCCAGUCACCACAAC
This is a messenger RNA of Ixodes scapularis (black-legged tick), 1093 nucleotides long. RefSeq lists its product as uncharacterized. The record is from RefSeq and is a predicted model, not a curated record. The transcript is spliced from 7 exons. The coding region runs from base 1 to 1023 and encodes 340 amino acids. Lineage: Eukaryota; Metazoa; Arthropoda; Arachnida; Ixodida; Ixodidae.